AUGCAGUAUGCAGAGACCCUGAGGGAGAUCAGCAUGGGUGAGUUCUAUUUCAGCAUGUUUAACUUUUACAUCGCUUUCUGUGUCGUGGGCCUCUUUAAUGUGGUCACUGGCGUCUUCGUGGACAGCGCCGUGUGUACACGAACCGAGGAUGAGAUUGUGCAGGGAUAUCUGGAUGAGAUGAGAUCGAUGACUGAAUCCAUUAAGGGAUUCCUGAAGAAGGCCGACAAGGAUGCCUCUGGCACUUUGACCUACGAGGAGUUCCAAGCGCAUAUGGCAAAUCCAGUCGUGAAGGCCUACUUUUCGGGCUUGGACAUCGAUCCAGAUGAGACCAAGAUUAUUUUCACUCUGCUAGAUUCAGACUGCAAUGGUGAUAUUGAUAUUGAA
Symbiodinium pilosum is the source of this 384-nucleotide messenger RNA. Lineage: Eukaryota; Dinophyceae; Suessiales; Symbiodiniaceae. The record is from the annotation of a GenBank genome assembly.